This is a messenger RNA of Cucumis melo (muskmelon), 472 nucleotides long. RefSeq names its product MLO-like protein 2. Gene Ontology annotation, cellular component: membrane. Lineage: Eukaryota; Viridiplantae; Streptophyta; Magnoliopsida; Cucurbitales; Cucurbitaceae. Gene Ontology annotation, biological process: defense response. The transcript is spliced from 2 exons. The record is from RefSeq and is a predicted model, not a curated record. Bases 59 to 472 code for a protein of 137 amino acids.
GUUUGGGAUAAAAUCAUGCUUCAGUAGAAGGAAUGGAGAUAUAGCAAUCAGGAUUGGAAUGGGCAUUGGAGUUCAGUUGCUUUGUGGAUAUGUCACCCUCCCUCUUUAUGCCCUUGUCACUCAGAUGGGAACAAGGCCGAAGAGAACAGUAUUCACAGAUGGCAUAGUUGAAGGGCUAAAAAAGUGGCAAAAAAGGUCAAAACAAAGCCUUUCCAAAAAGGCAUUCACUUCAAAAUCAACUUAUUAUUUUCAUUCUCAAGGUGACGGACAUUAUGAAAUGAAGGACAAAGAAGCAAAUAAAUCAAAGCAUGGAGGAUGUAAGAAUGGAGGUUGUAAUGAAGCCAUUAUUGUUGGGUCUUCUUCUACUUCACGAAGAAACCCCCAAAACGAAAACCCUAGCGAGGGAAUGAAACCAAACUAUGAUGGGGAGAUCUCUUUUGCCAGCACUUGGAAACAAAUAGAGAUUAAUUAA